AUGGCAUUACAACCUACAUCGUUGAAUAGACUGUCUGUCAUGGCAGGAAAGAAAGGCUUAACUGAUCUGCAUAUACCCACCAUCACUGAAGAUGCACAAGAUGUUGUUGGCAUGCAAGGACGAAUUCGAUUGCAAAGAGAUGACAAGAUUCACAACAGUCAAUGGAUGGACAAGCAGAGAAACAAUUUGUUAGCCUAUGAGUACCUGUGCCAUAUUGGAGAAGCCAAAGAAUGGAUAGAAGAUUGCCUCCAGGACGAAAUUGAUCCGAUUAUCAAGCUAGAGGAGUCAAUGAGAAAUGGCAUUGUUCUAGCCAAACUCGCCGAUUGGUUUGCACCUGGUAUUGUCCGUAAAAUAUUCCAGGACACCAAAUUACAAUUUCGACAUUCUGACAACAUCAAUUACUUUUUCGAGGCACUCAAAGUGGCCAGACUACCUCAAAUCUUUUGGUUUGAACUGACUGAUUUGUACGAAAAGAAGAACAUUCCAAAAGUCAUUUACUGCAUUCAUGCUCUUAGCCAUUUACUAUCAAGACGCAAUUUAGCUCCAAAUAUCAAGAAUUUGCUUGGGCAGUUGCAAUUCACUAAUGAGGAACUGAGCGCAACUCAGCGUCAUUUGGACAUGUCGGGUGUCACUAUGCCCAACUUUAUGAAUGUUGGAUCGUCGUUGCGAAGGGAAUUGAAUGAGCUAGAGGAUGAGGAUUACAACACCAAUGUACCAGACCUUAUCAUUGAAGAAGAAGAGGAGGAGGACUUAUCAGACUCUGAGCAAUCACAAUCAUCCAUCGAAUCCACUACUGACGAGGAUAAGCUUGCGAGAUACUGGUCAGAUAGAGUGAAUCAAGAUAAACUGCGUGUGUGUCAAUCCAUUGUUCGCACCUUUCUUGCUAGAAAAGAGUUUAACCAAGUCCACGAUCUGCAUCACUCGGAUGACUUUGUCUCUCUCAUGUGUCAACUGCAAGCUCAUGUAAGGGGAAAUCUAGCCAGAAAUCAACUUGCUCGACGUAAGACCAUCUAUGCUUCUCAAGCCAGAUUUGCUGUUCAGCUUCAAUCCGUCUGUCGAGGCUAUCUCUCAAGAGCCCAUUACAAGAGAACGAUGGAUUACUACAAGGCCAAUAUCGAAAAGGUAAUCCAGGUGCAAACCUUUGUCAAGAACAAGUUGGCGGAAAACGCAUACCGAAAACUGACGACAGACGCCAAUCCUACCAUCAACACGGUCAAGAGCUUUAUUCAUUUGCUGGAUGACAGUGACCUUGACUUUGACCGAGAAUUAGCAUUGGAGGACCUCCGUCAGCAAGUCAUUGAGAACAUCAAGGACAACAACAAUCUGGACGCUCACAUAAAUUCACUCGAUAUUCAAAUUGCACUGUUCCUCAAAAAUGCCAUUACCAUCGACGAGGUAUUGAAGCAUAGCGGUGCAUUUAAAAAGAAGAAGGAGCAGCAACGCAUGAUCAGUGAAAUUGCAAUCAACAACCAGUACGCAAAUCCCUUCUCGCUCGCUGGCAUAGACAAAGACAGUAGACAGCGUCUUGAAUUAUACCAGCAACUGAUCUACCUGUUGCAGACAGAACCCAAAUACUUAGCUCGCUUGUUAUCCAUGACAAACAGACAAGAUUUGGGCGAUUAUUCCAGCCAUAAACUAAUUGAAUCCACCGUGCUAUCUCUGUUUGGUUACGCUACCAACGCGCGUGAAGAGUACUUGCUCAUCAACCUUUGCAAGUACUGCAUCGCUGAAGAGAUGAAGGAUGUAGAAAGUACCCUCGAGUUUAUGCGAGGCAAUUAUACGUUCAUGAAGCUAGUGGUCCAAACAAACCGCGGUGCCAAAGAGCGUGAAUUCUUCCGUACUUUGCUGAGCCCCCUGGUUAAUGAAGUAGUGCAAAACGAUUUUCUGGAUCUGGAGACUGACCCUGUCAGCAUCUAUCACAAAACAAUCAACGAUGAAGAAUCAAGAACGGGUAUGCCUUCCAAUCGACCUCAUGCUGUCACUUCCCAAGAGGCGUUGGCUGAUGUAGAGGUGCGCGACACCUUUGUGAUCCACUUGAGAAACUUGAGAGAAAUUACCGAGAAGUUCUUUGCUGCUGUCACAUCCACUGUGGAUGCUGUGCCUUACGGUAUUCGGGUCGUUGCAAGAGAGUUGCGUCUGAUUCUAGAAGAAAACUUUUCAAGCGAACCUCAUGAGCGUAUCAUCAGAAUCAUUGGUAACUUUAUUUAUUACAGAUACUUGAAUCCUGCUAUAGUUGCCCCUGAGCAAUACGAUGUCAUUGACGCUGUGAUCAGUCCCAUGCAAAGAAAGAACCUGGCUGAAGUCUCCAAGAUGCUGCAGCACAUUUCUAGUGGCUCUGUGUUUGAGGAUGCUCACGAUAUCUUCUUGGCCCCACUGAAUGAAUAUGUUGCUGAUGCUGGACAGCGAUUUGGAGAGUGGUUUCUUGCUCUAACUGACGUCGAGGAUCCCGAGAGCUACUUUGGCAUGCACGCACUCACAGAUCAGACAAACACCCAUAAGCCCGUCGUCUAUUUGUCUCCCAACGAAUUGUUCCACCUACACUAUACCCUUCAAACCAACUUGGAUACGCUGGAGCCUGAAGGUGCUGGCAUUUUGCAUGAUAUUGUCAACGAAAUUGGUCCAUCUGUCUAUCAUCCUGACAUUGAGUUGCCUGAAUCUAUGGUCUGUCUAACACUAACCAACCGCUGCGACAAUAUCCCAAUGGAUCCUACUGCUCGUCUUCAGCAACUGCUGGUCGAUACCAAAAGACUUGUCGUUUAUGUCAUCAAGAUCCAAACGGGUCGAGAUUUAGCUCACAUCUUCCAAACACCUAUUACACCUGAAAAUGAAACAGCUUGGAAUCAGCUCAAACACAAGGAAUUUGCAGAGGCCAAGGAAGACUUUACCAUUGUGUCCAAAAGACGUCUACUCCAAUUGGGUCAAUCUGAGCCUCCAUUGGACCUGCAAACCAUCUCAUUUUUCCAGCUCAAGAGCAUUGCCAAUCGAUUGGUAGUUCAUUUAGAGAGAUGCAAGGUUAUUGCCAACAACAAUGCCUACCAAGAUGUCAUCAACAUGAUUGCUCGCGAUAUCACUGGAAAGAACACACGACGUAUGCAAAGAGACCGAGAGCUCGCUCGAAUGAAACUGACAUUGAGCCACCUACAAGAGAAGCGGGAUUAUCUACUGGAACAAGGCAAUUCUUACGAAGGCUAUCUCAAUAGUUGCAUGACAGCCAUGGCUACAAAGAAGGGGAAAAAGCAAAAGUUCAUCUUUCCAUUCACUCGACAAUACUUUCAUAUGCGUGGAUUGCAAAAGCUGGGUCUUGUGCCCAAGUUUGGAUCUUACAAAUACACUGCAAAACAAUUGCAUGAACGCAAGGUGCUAUUAGAAUUGAUGGAUAUCCCAAAGAGACACUACGAUAGAAUUCCAAUCAUCUUAUCCAUGGAUCAGGCCGGCGUCAUUACCAUUGAAGGAAGCUAUUCUGGUUGGCCCAUGUCGUCGGUUCAAGUGGAUAUGCGCUACGAAGAACUACUGCAAACUCAAUUUGAAGGUGUGCAGACGGUAACUGUGCUGGAUGGUAUGGCCAAAGUCAAUGUCAACCUGCUCAUUUACCUCAUCAACAAAAAGUUUUAUGCGUAG
This is a messenger RNA of Mucor velutinosus, 3618 nucleotides long. RefSeq lists its product as uncharacterized. Gene Ontology annotation, cellular component: cell cortex; mitotic actomyosin contractile ring. Gene Ontology annotation, molecular function: actin filament binding; GTPase activator activity; calmodulin binding. Bases 1 to 3618 code for a protein of 1205 amino acids. Lineage: Eukaryota; Fungi; Mucoromycota; Mucoromycetes; Mucorales; Mucoraceae. Gene Ontology annotation, biological process: mitotic actomyosin contractile ring assembly actin filament organization; regulation of GTPase activity. The record is from RefSeq and is a predicted model, not a curated record. The transcript has 9 exons.